Molecule: messenger RNA, 2208 nt
Organism: Prinia subflava (tawny-flanked prinia)
Lineage: Eukaryota; Metazoa; Chordata; Aves; Passeriformes; Cisticolidae
Gene: CCDC181
Product: coiled-coil domain containing 181
Molecular function (GO): microtubule binding
Source: RefSeq, a predicted model, not a curated record
GGAGGCGGUGUUUGUCCCUCGGGAGCCGCCGUGCUGCCGGCGGCGCCGCGCCCCGCUGCUGUCACGACAACCGCAACGCCCGGCGGCGGCGCCUCCUGGUGCCCGGCAGGGAGCGGCGGAGCCCGGCGUGUUCCAGGGGAGCGGGGAGUGCUGUAUUACUCUAACUCAUCACCAAAAUGAGUGAAAAGGAAGAUCAAGCAGAUGUGGGUGAUUUAACAAAAAGUGCAGAGUAUGAGGAUGAUUUUGAGAAAGACCCAGAAUGCCUAACUGAUGAAGAAGAAAAACAAAACCCUGAUGAAAAAGAGACUCCUGAAGGAAAUGAAGAGGAUGUUGAAGCACAAACUGAUAAAGCUGCAGACAGCGCUCAGGAAGACAUUGAGGAAACAGAAGAAAAUCCAGAUUCAGAGGCAGAUGUAGAUGUGAAAGUGCUGUACUCUAAUGAAAAAUACAUGAAGUCCAGGGCAGGUACUGAGCAGAAGGACCAUGAAUCUGAGAGGCAAAGCCCUAUCCAGGAAUCCAAGGUGGAAAAUGAGCAGGAACUGGAUAAGGGAGAGGAUGAAGAAGCCAACGACGACCUGGAAAAUCAGGCUUCUGCGGAUCAAAGCGGAGGACAGAAAUUAAAAGUUAAGGAUGAGAUGGGUCAACAAGCUUCUCCUCCAGAAGAUGCUGAAGCUGGUGAAACUGCCCUUGUAAAAAGAGAGGAUUUUUCAGUUGAGCUGUCUCAGCUGCAUAUUUCUGAUGACAAGAAACGCAUAUCCGUUUCAGAACGUGCUGGGUCAGAUGAGGAAAUAGAUGAUAUUGAAACUCAACAGAGAUCUCCAAGAUCUCGACUCUCCAGUUCUUUGCCCACUGCCUCUCAAAUGAAAGAAACGCCUCCAUCUGACUCUAAGGAUCAGCCAGAUUCUGCUUUGAAUGGUGCAAAAGAUCUGGGAAAACAGCAGAGUGAGUCUGCAGGCAAAUCUGUGAAAGGCUCCACUUACACUCUUACUCCCAGACAAAAAGAAUUAAGGAAGCAGAUAGAAAUAAGGAAGGAAAGACUGAGGAGAGAGGAAGAAGCAAGGAAAAGGGAAAUAGAAGAACUGAGGAGAAGAGAGAAUGAAUUGGUUUUCAGAGCCUGGUUACUGAAGAAGAAGCAACAGCUACAACAAGAAAAGCGAAAUCGUCGUGCAAAGCAGUUGGAAGAGCUGAGAAUGAAAGAGGUGAACAGGGAUCCAGAAGAAGCCUACAGGUUAUGGCUUAAAAAAAAGCACCAGCAGUACAUGAAAGAAAAACGGAUAGAACUUUUGAGACGCCAGACUGAGGAAGUGUACUUUUUUCCAAGUGCAGAGGAAUGCGACAGAGCUUUUAGAGACUGGCUGAGAAGGAAGAGAGAAGAGAAACAAGCAGCAGAACUAGCUGCUAAGGAGAGAAUCAAGCAGAUUAAUUUGGAGGCCAGAAGAGCGAGAAAGUUGCGGAACAUCAACUAUAUUAAUUCAGAGCCAGAAUCCUUUUGCUUCAUAGAUCAUUACAACUGAAAAUUUGAUGUAGCCACAGAGUUCUUGGUGACAAUCUUCUUAAUUUUUAUGGCCUGAGUUUUUGUUCUUUACAGCUACUGACUUUUUGUGAUGUUUUUAAAGCUUUCAAGCAAGUUUAACAAUUACCUGCAGUGACAAUGAUUUUAAUGUCUAUUUAUUUGUAAUAUAGUUGAAAAGCCUGCUUUAAUGCAUAACUCAGGGAUCUUCUUGGUUUAACCAAAUCUAAAUGAGUGCAAGAUGUAUAUAUAAGGGUGGCAAAUACACAUUCCCUUCUUUAAAAGGCACUUUAUACUCAGCUCCAUCAUGGAUUCCUGGAUGCAGGCUACUGUGUAAAAUGUUGAAUUUUUGGUGGAUUAAUAUUGCUGUUUGAUGCUGCUAGUGAUUAAGACUGUGCAAGGUGUUAUGUUGUUGGAAAAUGACAUUUCUUGUACCACUUCCUCUUGAUCUGUUGACCAGCUUUAGACCAGAGGAAUGCGUUCUUUCAGGUCUCUGGAAAGUGGUCAUUGAACACUAAUGUGUAGGUGAUUGUGCAACAGGUUUUGAAACUUCUUUCUGUGAGUCAUAUUCAGUAGUUUUCUAUUCCAUGGAAUUAAAAGCUUGUGCAAAUUAUGACUUUUCCAGUUGUAAGCAAGCUAAGGUCCUUAUAUAAAUGUCAAUGUUUAUUAUAAUAAAUCUACCAAACUACAUUACCUUA